GCAAAAAAGUCGCGGCACCCCGUCGAACGGCUCGGCCCUUCAGGGCUCCAACUGCCGUAGAGUCUCUCGUUGGGCCGCGCCCGGGUCGAGUUUAACGCCAUGGCGGUGACGAUGGAGAUGCUGGCGGAUGAAAAAGGCAUCGCGGUGAUCUCCUUCGGCAAAGAGCCGGUGAACAGUAUGGACCUGGAGUUUUGGCGUUUGCUCAAGAGCACCUUCCAGGCAGCAGAGGCGGACAAGAACAUCAGAGGCGUGAUCUUCCAGUCCACACUGAAGAAGAACGUCUUCACCGCUGGGCUCGACAUCAAGGAGCUGCAUGCACCAUCCACCAGUGAGGAGCGUUUGAAAACCUUCUGGCGAACCUUGACCGAGGUCUUGAGCAGCAUCUAUGGCAGCCGCCUAGCCACCGUGGCGGCCAUCAAUGGCGCCUGUCCUGCCGGCGGCUGUAUGUUGGCGAUGUGCUGUGAUUGGCGGAUCAUCACCUACGACGGCUCCAUGGGCCUCAACGAGGUGGCCUUGGGCAUUCCAGUGCCGCGAGUCUGGUGCGAGCUUAUGGCAAAGCUCAUUGGGCUGCACCCUGCAGAGGAGGUGCUCCUCUCGGCGAGCAUGCCCAAGGGCACGGACCUCCGCGUCCUGGGCCUGGUGGACGACUUGGUCGAAAAGCCCACGGAGCUUUUGCCGAGCGCAGUGGCGAGAAUGAAGACCUGGCUAAAGUUCCCUCCCAAGGGCUUCCAAGAGACGAAGUUAAUGCUGAGAGGUGACUUCGCACAGCGAUGGGCCAAGGGCGUGGAAGCAGAGUCAGAGGAGGUGUGGAAUGCUGUGAGCGAUCCCCGCAGCGUGGCCUCCUUGGAUAUGGUCCUGAAACGGUUGCAUGGCGCGCCGAAGGCUAAGAUGUGAAGGGGCCCCGUGUGGCUGAGCUUCGCCGAGCUUCCACGCCCUUUUACGGAGCUUCCGGGUGGGGCCGUGGUUUCCCAUGGGCGAGAAGCGCGGCAGUCAAUGACUAGCGUCCUCCAACAGCUCAAUUGAAUCAAUUUGUGUGGACCAGAACUGGCGGGGGUAUGAGGCCCUCCGGCACAAGGUCGGGUUCGUUCGCCCCAAGUGUUCGUUGGUCUUUUGGAGACGAAGGAAGGAUCUCCAGCUCUUGGAGACUUGGAGGGCUAAUGAAGUGAUCUCUUGGAUCGCUUCCACCCGUGAUGAACAGCAAAAGGCUGGCACAGCGCGGGCGAGACAAAAGGCGCUGACACGGGCACGCGCAGUGU
This is a messenger RNA of Durusdinium trenchii, 1256 nucleotides long. The record is from the annotation of a GenBank genome assembly. NCBI's taxonomy places the organism in Eukaryota, Dinophyceae, Suessiales, Symbiodiniaceae.